This is a messenger RNA of Auxenochlorella protothecoides, 549 nucleotides long. Its product is annotated as PRA1 family protein B2. The transcript has 4 exons. The record is from RefSeq and is a predicted model, not a curated record. Lineage: Eukaryota; Viridiplantae; Chlorophyta; Trebouxiophyceae; Chlorellales; Chlorellaceae. The coding region runs from base 1 to 549 and encodes 182 amino acids. Gene Ontology annotation, cellular component: Golgi apparatus.
AUGUACAACAACGUGAAGGAGAAUGCAGCAGCCUCCCUUGGGCAGGCCAGGCCGUGGUCCGAGGUCUUCGAGCGGUCCAGUUUUGCUAAAUUCCACGGCUCCACCGAGGCCAUGGGGCGCCUGCGCAAGAACUUUGCGUACUUCAAGGUCAACUACGGCAUCGUGGGCAUCGCCACCACCGCCCUGGUCAUGUUCUUCAAUCCCUGGUCCGUGGUGGUGCUCGCCGGCCUGGCCCUGGUCUGGUUCUACGCCUACCUCAUACGGUCUGGCCCCUUUGUCUUCAACGGCCGCGAGAUCUCCGAUCGCGAAAAGUUUCUGGGCCUGUCGGUGGCGUCCCUGGUCGUCGUCUUCUUCCUCACCUCCGUCGGCGCCGUGCUCUUCUACGCACUUGGCCUCUCGGCGCUCGUGGUGGGACUGCAUGGCGUGUACAAAGUGCCAGAUGACCUCUUCCUCGACGACGUGCCAGAGGCGACAGGCCUGCUCUCCUUCUUCACGGGAGCCACCACUGGACCCCCACUCCGCCCCCCCUCCGUGGUCACAGCUGUUUAG